Molecule: messenger RNA, 842 nt
Organism: Octodon degus (degu)
Lineage: Eukaryota; Metazoa; Chordata; Mammalia; Rodentia; Octodontidae
Product: eppin
Exons: 4
Coding region: 151-555 (134 amino acids)
Biological process (GO): negative regulation of peptidase activity
Cellular component (GO): extracellular region
Molecular function (GO): serine-type endopeptidase inhibitor activity
Source: RefSeq, a predicted model, not a curated record
GGAACUUGGCGUUCCCAGUAAGAAAGGGGGUGGCUGGCUUUCCUCCUGUUCUCAUAUCCAAGGCUCUGCCUACUGAAAGAAGAGGUUGAGUCAAAGCAGCCAGACAUUUCCACCUUCUGGAGCCACUAGACAGGCCAGCCCCUCUUCAGAAUGGAGUCUUCUAGAAUUCUUAGCAUCUUCAUGCUAUCCAUCAUCUUUGUGAAUGUGCAGGAAACUGUUCUCCGGUAUUCUCCCGGCAAAUGCCCCAGAAUCAGAGAACAAUGUGAAUUCAAAGAAAGGGACCUAUGCACAAAGAGCAGCCAGUGCCAGGACAACAUGAAAUGCUGUGUCUUCAGCUGUGGAAGAAAGUGUUUAGACCUCCAGCAAGAUGUGUGCAGUCUGCCCAAAGAAGCAGGCCUCUGCAUGGCUGCUUUUCAUCGCUGGUGGUACAAUAAGGAAAAUAACACCUGUGACCUCUUCAUCUAUGGUGGCUGCCAGGGGAACAAUAACAACUUCCAAACCAAAAGCAUCUGCCAGAGUUUCUGCCAAAGAAAAGGUGUCUUCACACAAGGAUAAGGACACACUGGAACAAUCUCCUGUUCCAGACUCUGUGUGCGCCUGACUGAUGAUUCAGAUGGGCUUCCACUGUUCUACUCCUGGCACUCCAAGAAGAGAUUGGCUUUUCCCAACAGUGAGCCCUAGGACCUGCCUCCCACUCCUUCAUCCCCACCUCCUUUCAUGCAUAAUCUCUUCUGUUUGGAUGUCAUCUUUGUGUGUGCUCAGUACUUCAUCUCCAUAUUCUAUUCCCCUGGUUGUCCCUCAGAAGUUCCCAUCUUUUCAAUAAAGUACUUGACUUACUCCUA